AUGAAUGGUGUGAUUGAAUGUUCGAGAACAGGCGCUGGCCCAUUCUUGGCUUCUCGCGGCGCUAUCACUAUUGGAGCUAUCAAUAAUACCGGUGCAGCAACACCCUCGAGUUUCUGGAAUGGUUUAAUUGAUCAAGUAUCUUAUGUUUCCCGAGCCAAAAAUUCAACAGAAGUCUUGAGCGAUGCUACAUUGGUAGCAUAUUACUCGUUUGACACUGGAUUAACCUACAUAGACUCAGGACCCAAUGGGAUCAAUGGAACAGCAGGAGGCAGUGUAUCAUCAAUAACUGGACGUGUUAAUCAAGCUCUUCGAUUUAAUGCAGCCGGGUCCUACUUUCAGGCAUCGGGCUUUACACUGAUCGGUUCAUCAUACAGAUCCUAUUCUUUAGCAUUUUGGAUUUUGAAAACAUCUGGUGGUGGUAUGCUUUUAUACAUGUCAUCAUAUGCAAACGCGGCGGGUUGGUGUGUCCCCUUUGUUGGCUUGAAUUCAUUGGGUAAUAUAAUUAGUCAAGGCUGGUCUAGCAUCGGAGCAAUGGUAGUAACUGGUCCUAUUCUUCAAGUAAACGUUUGGACCCAUAUAGUAAGUUCUUACAGCUCCACAAAUGGCGUGCGCUUGUGGGUUAAUGGAGCACUGAUUGGUGCAACAGGAGGUUUCUCUUAUUCAUCUUCGGGCUUACCCAAUUCAAUCACAAUAGCUGCUGACUUUUCAUGGUUUUACUCUUGUGCACAAGGCAGCAUCAGUCUAGGCCAAUUUUAUGGAGCAAUUGAUGAAUUGAGAGUCUAUUCAAGAGAACUAAGCUCCAGUGAUAUCUAUGCAUUGGCCAAUCCUUGA
Molecule: messenger RNA, 831 nt
Organism: Rotaria socialis
Lineage: Eukaryota; Metazoa; Rotifera; Eurotatoria; Philodinida; Philodinidae
Source: the annotation of a GenBank genome assembly